GCGGCCAAAUUUUUCACACCCAAAACGCCAAACCAACUUCAUCUGUUUUUUCUCCCUUGAUCAUCAUCUUCUCUGAUCUCUCUCCUCCUCCGGCGAGAGAAACUACGCUUGCUGGUUGAAGGAGGAGAAUUAAGGAGGUGAUUGUCAUCAAACGGACGUCGGAUCAUGGGUCGGAAAAGGGGUUCGGCGGUCAACAAGCUGUUCAUAUGGGUUCGUAAACAGUCGAUGAAGGUGAAGAUCUUUUUGGCCGUUGCAUCUGUAUUGUCUUGCCUUAUUGCACUUAGACUUCUUGCCAAAGACACCACUCAGUUUUUCGUUGCAUCCGAAUUUGUUCAUGCUGCCGGUAUCAUCCUUCUCAUUUACAAGCUAACCAAACAAAAAACAUGCUCUGGUCUUUCAUUGCAGACACAAGAACUCACGGCAAUCUUUCUAGCUGUAAGAUUGUGUUGCAGCUUAACGAUGGAAAAUGACAUCCAUACGUUUCUUGAUUUCGCGACAUUGGCCUCGACUCUUUGGGUCGUUUACAUGAUCCGAUGCAAGCUUCAGGCAACCUACAAUGAAGAUCUAGACGAUAUUCAAAAAUAUUAUUUGGUGGUGCCAUGUGUGAUUCUUGCUAUGUUUAUCUACCCACAUACGCACCAUUGUUAUUUGAGCAAGGUGAUGUGGGCAUUCUGUGUAUAUUUAGAAGCAAUUGCAGUGCUUCCUCAGCUAACUAUGAUGCAGAAAACAAAGAUGAUUGAACCAUCUACGGCACGUUAUGUGUUUGCGCUUGGAGUUGCAAGAUUUUUGGGAUGUGCUCACUGGAUAAUUCAGGUGUAUGAGUCAGCUGGUGCAUAUUUGUUCCUGUUGGGAACUGGCUACUACCUUUGGCUACCAGCAGUCUUGCUAGCAGAAGUGGUUCAAUCGUUCAUUUUAGCCGACUUUUGUUAUUACUAUGUUAAAAGUUUGGUGAACGGACAACUUCUAGUGAGCCUGCCACCCGUCUAGAAGAAGGUUGGCAUGAACAUAUUGAGGUCUAGGUUUCAUGGGUUAGCAAUGUGCAUACAGUUUACAAGUUUUUGAUUGGUGCUGCUAAACUAAGUAUUCCUGAAAUAUGUUAAUCGACGUAGGGAAAUCUAUCCUGUAAUCUUGUUUUU
Messenger RNA from Helianthus annuus (common sunflower), 1136 nucleotides. RefSeq names its product ER lumen protein-retaining receptor. Gene Ontology annotation, cellular component: membrane. Gene Ontology annotation, molecular function: ER lumen protein retrieval receptor activity. Lineage: Eukaryota; Viridiplantae; Streptophyta; Magnoliopsida; Asterales; Asteraceae. The record is from RefSeq and is a predicted model, not a curated record. The transcript is spliced from 5 exons. Gene Ontology annotation, biological process: protein retention in ER lumen. The coding region runs from base 166 to 987 and encodes 273 amino acids.